AUGGGUUCAAAUGUAUCACAACCACCAAUUGAAUUAAGUGCAGCAGAUAUUGAAUUUAUUUCAACUAAGGCUAAUAUUGAUCAUGAAAAUGUGCAAGUUUGGUAUGAAAAACUUAAGGCUGCUUGUCCAAAUGGAAAAAUUUCUAAAACAGAUACAGUGAAUUUCAUACGAAGUAUAAAUAGUGGUAAAGAAGAGCAAAUUCAAAAAAUGGCGAUAGAUAUUCAUAAAGCAUUUGACACUAAUAAUGAUGGAAUUGUUGAUCAACGUGAAUUUUUAAUUGGUUUUGCUUUAACAUCUACGGGUAGUGUUCGUGAAAAGCUUAAAUAUGUCUUUCGAACAUAUGAUCAUGAUAAAGAUGGUGUUAUUAAUAAAAAAGAAAUAGACCGAAUGGUUAAAAUUGUAAUGAGACUUCGUGCAAAAGAUGAUCCAGAAAAUACUGCACGUAUUAUUGAUGACUUAAAAACAUCACUUGAACAUCUUAAUGGAAGCAAAGAUUUUGAUGAUAUAAAAAUAACAUCACAAGAUUUUAUUCAAUUAUUAAUGAAUAAUAAAGAAUUAUGUGAAUUAUUGUCACCAUUCAAUAUAGAACAACCAAGAGAAAUUAUCGUUCAGCAAUCAUAUUCUCGAUCAAAAUAA
This is a messenger RNA of Rotaria sordida, 636 nucleotides long. Lineage: Eukaryota; Metazoa; Rotifera; Eurotatoria; Philodinida; Philodinidae. The record is from the annotation of a GenBank genome assembly.